AUAUGAAACAUGAAAUGAAUUAUAGUUCGUAUAGUUUUAUUCUCAACCUGUUUCUCAAAUGUGCUCCCAGCUUAGUACAAGUACCUCCUAAAUGGAACUUUCAAUUAUUUACAAAUUAAUCGUGAUUCUUAUUUAGUUGUUUAGGGAAUUAGAUUUCAAAAUUUUCUUCUUAAGGGAUGUAACUUUAUAUCAAAAGGUCAGGGGACAGAGUAAAGUUCAACAGCUAUAUUCUGACUGAAUGCCAUAGAAGAAAAUUUAGGUAAUAUGAUCUACGACUUUAUCAUUGACAAAGAUUGACGAAAAAAUAACCAAAGGGCUUUUGAUAGAAAUCUUUCGUUUAUUCAUAAUCCAGUGGGCGGAGUUUGUAUUGAAUGACACUUGUUCAACACGCAUAUCCGAUUGGACAAUUUUGUUGUGAUUGACAUACUUCGUGUCAACUUAUGUUGAAAAUAAUUCAUAUUUCUACCGACUAUAAACCAAAGAUUAAGCGAUAAAGUCAUCAAAUCUUGAUUGCGAUAUGACAUGCUUGGAAGGACUUGUUUAGAACAAAUUGAAGUUUUGACAUAAGCUAUUAAGGUGGUAUUUAAAAAAACAGAACCAAACCUCGCCUUGGGAUUUAAAAUUGAAAUAACCGAACAACAAUAUAUACAGAAUUUAAACACUUUAUGUUUUCGAUUUAAAUGCAUCUUAGUGUACCGAGCUGUUUGGACUUAAUUCUCAUGGAACAUUUUAAUAUAUAAGAGGAUUUUGUUUACGGCGUUUCAAAUAAACUGAAAAGAAUUAGAACUCAACUCAACGGAAAACUUCCACAACGAAUUAAAAGUGUAUGUAUGGAUUUUUCAUAACAAUUUUUCGGUGUAAUAAUAUUUUUUAUUUUCUUAAAUGAAUAUUAAUAUUCAAAUGUCAGCUGUAAACUGAUUGACUCGUGUAAUGAACAUGGAGAAAAACAGCGUCCUGAGGCCACCCAGUAGUUUUUGUGUAUUUCUAUGUGUACUAUUUAUAUUUUGGAUUAAUUUUGUGACAUCUAGUGGAAUUGACGAUGAACGAAAAUGUCAAGAAAUAACUAUUCCAAUGUGCAAAGGGAUCGGAUAUAAUCUAACUCACUUUCCGAAUCAGUUCAACCACGAAACACAAGAAGAAGCCGGAUUAGAGGUCCACCAGUUUUGGCCCCUGGUAGAGAUACAAUGUUCACCCGAUUUAAAGCUGUUUCUGUGUAGCAUGUAUGCCCCUCUAUGCAUCCCAAACUACAAGAAGCCGUUACCAGCAUGUCGGUCUGUAUGCGAGCGGGCGAAGGCAGGAUGUGCACCACUUAUGGCUCAGUACGGAUUCGCAUGGCCUGAAAGAAUGAACUGCGAUAAGCUCCCAGUAUAUGGUGAAAAAGAUCAACUUUGUAUGGAUGUUAACCAAACCGAUCGUUCGACUCCCCUCCCUCCGCGUACGCAGCAACCAUUCCGCCCGGGUCAAGGAGGAAAACGCCCCGGCUCUAAAGUGAAUCCAGGAAUAAAACAGAAUCUUAACAAAAAUACAGAAACUUCUGAUCCAGAAUUUCCAAAUUUUGGAAUAGAUCAUUUAAAUAUUCCUAGACUUCCAAAUCAAUGUAAAAAGAAAUGUGGAUGUAACAUGGUUCAAUUGGACGAUUCAAGUGAACUGUAUGGCAAAGUUAAAACAGGAGGGUUUCCGAACUGCGCUAUGAACUGUACGAGUCCGUACUUAACACCCGAUGAAGUUACGUUCACGACGUUCUGGAUUGGCUUAUGGUCCGUUUUAUGCUGCGUGUCAACUGCCAUGACGAUUCUAACCUUUUGUGUUGACAUGCAGCGCUUUAAAUAUCCCGAACGGCCGAUUAUAUUCCUCAGCGCUUGUUAUUUUAUGGUCAGCAUCGGCUAUAUUAUACGCAUGGCGGUAGGACAUUCUGCUGUUGCCUGUGACGGCAAAAUGAUUCGAUACGAAACCACUGGACCGGCAUUGUGUACUGUUGUGUUUCUACUGCUAUAUUUCUUUGGAAUGGCGUCAUCAAUAUGGUGGGUAAUUCUUUCUUUAACUUGGUUCUUGUCAGCGGGAUUAAAAUGGGGACAAGAAGCUAUUGCCAGCUACUCUCAAUAUUUUCAUCUUGCCGCCUGGCUCAUUCCAUCAAUAAAGUCGAUUGUCGUUCUUGCGAUGUCGUCUGUUGAUGGCGAUCCUGUCGCCGGAAUUUGUUACGUUGGUAACCAGAGUGUAGACAAUUUGAGGGCAUUUGUUCUAGCCCCUCUUUUCGUUUAUCUUAUUUUAGGGACUUCAUUCCUAUUGGCAGGAUUUGUUUCCUUGUUUCGAAUUAGGAGUGUAAUAAAAAGACAAGGACAGGGUAAAAUUGACAAAUUAGAACGCCUCAUGAUCAGGAUUGGCGUUUUUACCGUGUUAUACACUGUUCCCGCUACAAUUGUAAUUGCGUGCUACUUUUACGAACAACAUUUGAAAGACAAAUGGGAGAAAUCAUUAAACUGUUCGUGUCAAUUCGGUGAAUACUCACCAGACUAUUCAGUAUUCAUGUUAAAAUACUUUAUGUGCUUAGUUGUCGGAAUCACUUCCGGUUUCUGGAUAUGGACUGGAAAGACAGUGGAUUCGUGGAAGAAAUUCUUUGGAAAAUACUUUUGUUGUAAAAAAGCAGACGAUAGUUUUCAUUCAAGACAUACGAAACUGUCAAAUCAGUCGUAUCCUGGAGUUAAACCGCAUCCAUUAAGUCAGGUUUAAUUUCGUUAGCAUAUUUUAUUGAAAAUUAUAAUAGUUCUGAGAUAAAUUAUCUCCAAGACCUUACAUCAGCUGCAGUUUAAGAGCGCCAGUAUAUCGGGUGCUUCUUCUUUCAGAUAGAACUAACCCAUACAGAAAAUGUUCAGAAACUGAAACAAAUUUGUAGAGGACAGUUCUUGAGACCUUUUGGUAUUAGGCUGGAUCGUCAUGUGUUAUUAUUUACAUUGUACAUUAUUUUGUGAAUUUACGUUGCUAUUUAUUUUUAGACAAUUUUCAGGAGAAAGUUAAUUCGAUUUUUUACAUAUUACAAACUACUUUUUUAUACGAAAGUUUGCGUUUUUCUAAUUUCCCCUUUGUUUAUGUUUAAAUGAAAAAUAACCAAUAUUGAAUUCAAUGUUAUCCUUUUGUAAAUUAAUUACAAAACGGAUGUUUGCACGUCAUGUUUGCAAAAAGAUUUUAAGAGGUCAAAUAGACCACUAUUGGACUUUGGUUUGUUAAUUAAAUACUGGACUACAAACGUUGACUUUCAUUAUAAACAGUGACCAAAGAAUCUUUAAACAUUUCAUUCUGUCGAAAAAUUUGAUAUUUAUGGAGUUCUUAUUGAUUAUUUUUUUAAUUAUUGUUCAUAAUUAAUUCGUAUAUAAUACUCAAAACUUGAAGGUAAAUUUACAAAUACUCCAUUUUCACUGAUAAAAUACUUAGUGAAAUUAAUUUUACUUCAAUUAUGUGCAGAAAAAAAUAGAAAGCACAAAAGAUCAUGGAUGUUUGGUAAGGGAAAUUAAAUGGCCAAAGAUGAUUUUGCUAGGAAAACAUAAGUUAAGAUAACAUUACACAUGCACCUAUUUGUGAAUUAAACGGAUAAAGAAGUAUUCCAUUAAUUAACAUUAACUACUGUAAUGUUUGCUACUGAACAACAAAUCACUUUAGCCCAUGUAAUUUACUUCUAUGGUGCUGUUCAUUUAGCAUUUAGAAAUAUACAUACAUACAUUUAUAAGUAUUAUGGAUAUAACAUGUAAUAUAUAUUGGCAUGUUUUGUUUUGUAGUUUCAUUAACGUUUCAUAAAUUUACAUACAUUUUGUAAGUUAUUAGGAAGGAGGCUUACAGUAAUUUAUAAUGACAUUGUAUAAUUAUCUAGUUUCCUGGGAUUUAUUUUAUUUAUUAUUUAUUCUUUUUUUAUUGGGGGGGGGGGGGGGGGGGGGGGUAUAUAAGAAAUUUAGACAAAAUUUCGUUCAUUUGGUUUCGUGUUUUUAAAUAUUUGUGGUAAGAUCUGUUAUGUCAUCUUUUCAAAUAAUACAAUACAAUUUAAAAAAUGAAAGAAAACGAUUUAUGAACUCAGAAAAACUUUGACCCCAUCUGCACUGAGUGCACAUGUGUCAGUGAUGUAAAAUUCUAUCUCCUUUUUUAAUUGAUAGUUCUAAUUGUGAUCGAAAAUAUCAGAAAAUUACACAAAAAACCUUUUGUCCUCUUCAAAAUGAAUUAAACUUUAAAUAUUUACAUAACCAAAUGUAGGAGUUUUUUAGCUGAAAAGAUAUAUUUAAUCAAUUCACCGUGGCAUGGCGAGGCUAGUAUUAAAAUUGGAUAAAUUCACACAGAAUUAAUUAUUAGGAACCAGAGAAACUGACAUUUUUUUGUUGAGUUUUAUCGAUGGGCGAUUUAUGUUAGCAAAUGGAUUAUAUUGUUGGGUAUUGGAAAGUUUUUUGCACUGAAAUGCAUUUCGAUUUUUAUUCAGAAAGGCAGUGACUACAAUUUAACUAUGGGUCAAUGAGAUGAACAAAUCAAUGUGUAUGUCAGAAGAAUGUAUUUUUUUUUUUUAAAUAUACAGGUUUAUCAAAAUUACAUUAUAUACAUGUAUGUAACCUUAUUCAUUAAAAAGAUAAAAUCAGUUAAAUUAUGAGUGAAACCUCCAUAUAUUCAUACUGUAGUUUGCAAUUGUCAUAGCUGUUUGAAUGUUACACGUAAACCAUGGUAGAUUAUAUAUUCUAUAUUACUUUCAUGGUUAAAAUAAAAAGAAACUGUCAUGAAUGUGCAUGAACUAUUUGUCACUGAACGCUAAGAAAACAAAAUAUCUGUAUCUUACACCAAUAGAAGAGCAGUACCUUUAUUAUCCUGAACCUUUAAACUUUUUUGUUGAAAAAUAUUAAAUUAGAAUUAUUUUUUUUAAAUGAGUUUCUGUUAUUUAAUAGAGCGAACAAGGGAAAAUCCCAAACUCGGGGAAACAAUACCGAUUUUAUGCAUUUUUUUGUCAUUAGCUGUGUAAUUUAUACGUUCACACAUAUCAGAUAUAGGUUUUCCUAACAACGAUUUACAAACAAUGUGAUAGAAUAUACAAAGGUUUAUUUUUCUGGAAAUUUGUAUUUUUCAUGAAUCAUUGUUUAAUUCUUGAAGCAAAAACCAAAGAUUUCAUAAAGAAAAAAAUGUAUUUUUAAUCAUUACUUUUUGUUUAUUAACCCUAUUGUAAAUGGGAAGUUUGUAUGUGUAUUUAAAGGACAAAUACAUUUAUUUUCAAAAGUAGUACAUGUAGCAAGGAGCUUCUUUUAAAAGAGGGACAAUUUAACAUAAAUUAUCAUUAAAUUUUAUCAAAAUUUUCAGAACUUUUACACUUUUUUUUUCAAAGAGACUUUUACAUUUGUCUUUUAGUAGUUAUUCAGAGUGGGAUAAAUGUAUUUGUAUUGCAUGCAUGUAAAAUAUGACAUGUUUUAUUAUAUUUUCCAUAAAAUCAGAAGGAACUGUUUAUCUACGUUUUUUGUUGUUGAGCAGUGGUACUUAUAUAAUUACAUGUAUAUAUAAACUUUACCAAUACUAGAACAAAAAUAGUUAAACUGGGUUCUAUUUUGUGGUGAUAAUUUGUAUAUAAUAUUAUACACGUAAAGAAAGUGAUGUAUUUUCUGUUAUUUUCGUUGACAAUCAAAGAUUUUUGUUUGUUAUCCAAUGGUGCUACAAGAAAAAUAUUGCAUGUACAUUUCAUAUGCCAUAAUUGUUUAUGAAAUGUGAUCUUUUGUCUGAACUCAUUUAACCCUCCAAUGUAUCCUUGUUGAACUUAAACUGUUUUAAAUAGAAUUGACCUUUCCUUAUUCUCUGUUUGUUCCUUUAUACAAAUAAAUGUGAUUUUCGUGCUUAACUUUUAAAUUACAAUUAUUUAUUUGAUAAGUUAGAUAAACGUUUUUUUUUUAAGUAAACUCUGAUAUACUUUAUACAAAUCAUAUUAUAUUUUGCUUCUUAAUUUUGAGCGAAACCUCGGUCAGCUGAAAAAAUGGGGAUUGACAAUUAUAUAAGUUUUUUUUUAUUUAAGUUAGGAUGGAACUCUCCCUUUUCAAAACGGGCCCCAUAAAGAACAUUUUUACACCAUCUCUGGAUCCGGUCCUGCCUUUCCAGACCGAGCAUGAAUAUAAAUAGAAAUUUAUGUAUUUAUGAUCAAAGUUAAAGUUAUCGUAAGAGGUAUUAGAGAACCUAUAAGCAGAUUGUUAUUAUUUCUUUGUUUUAAUACAGCUUAAGAUUAAAACCGUGUAACUUUUAGCAGUUAUUAUGAUUUAUCAGAGUGGGAUAACAUGUAUUUAUAUUACAUGUACAGACAGGAAAACACUAAGUGAUUGAUAAUUGCAGACCUUUGAAGUGACCGGACACCAGCUUUCAUAAAAGUCAAAAACCUUUUUCUGGUCGGAUUUUUAUCAAACAUGUAUUUUUUCUCUCCGGAAAUUUUGUUUUUUCAAGAUUAUAAUGUAAAAAACAAAUUUUCUAGAUGAUUAAUCUUAUUACAAGCAACAUGAAAAACAUUUUUUUUUUCAUUUUUAAAGUUCUUUUUCCACUGUUGAUUGACAAUUGAAUCUAGAUUUUUGUACACAAAUCAAUAGGGGUUAGAUUUAACUCAAUUGGCAAUUAAUUCUUGGGAAUUUUUCAGACAAAAGAUCAUAUGAUAUUAUUAUGUAAAAUUAUUUUGUUUUGUAUAUAUUAUUGUUUUUUCGUGUAUACACUAUAGUUUUGUCAUGUAUACACAAUAGAUUUUGUGCAUGUUUUGUUUUGUGUACAAAAGACAGAAUCUAUAAUUUGCUUUUCUCCCGAGUUUAAGAAACGGGUCUGUAAAUGUUUAUUAUUUAUGUAUACUGACAGCAAAGUCAGAAUUAUGAGAAAAAUACAAAAAUCAAACCAUUA
Messenger RNA from Mytilus californianus (California mussel), 6870 nucleotides. RefSeq names its product frizzled-5-like. Gene Ontology annotation, cellular component: plasma membrane. The transcript is spliced from 4 exons. The coding region runs from base 931 to 2727 and encodes 598 amino acids. The record is from RefSeq and is a predicted model, not a curated record. Gene Ontology annotation, molecular function: Wnt-protein binding; Wnt receptor activity. Gene Ontology annotation, biological process: canonical Wnt signaling pathway; non-canonical Wnt signaling pathway. Lineage: Eukaryota; Metazoa; Mollusca; Bivalvia; Mytilida; Mytilidae.